UUCAGUUUGUUUUCAGCAGCAGCUUCACACACUUGGCAUUUCUCCUCCAUUGAAACAUUAAGGGUGUCAGAUGCGCUCAGAUUUGCUCCAGACAUUCCAGCGGUUUCAGCUCAGACUGCGUCUCCGGAGAAGCUCAGCAGCGCAGCGGUUCCCACAGAGUUCUGUGACAGUUAAAGGUUUAUCUUCAGAAAGACACAAUGCAGGUUCUGCCCAUCUGGCAGCUCUCCAUCCCUCUGCCUGCAAUUCUGCUGAUCACAAUCAGUCUGUACAUGGUGGUUCUGGGGAUCGGACUGUGUAUCCGCUCCUACCUCAAGGACUGCUGUUCCUCAGUUUGCACUGACUGCUGUCCCAGCGUCUCUAUUUGCGAGCAGUGCUUCAGAUUAGCUGUGAUGUGCGACUGUAAGAUGCCGACUGUGGACUCCUUCCUGCCCACUUCCUGUUCUUUUCCUUCUUGUGAUCGGUGGGACUGUGCCUGCACCUGUCAGCCUCCAGAGUGUGAAUCCUGUAACUGCCUCUGCUUUGAGAUCAGGAUCAAGUAGAAGACAAACUGCUGGUUUACAGCAAACAUGCUUUUAAUUUCAUGCCUUCAUUAGAGAGUUUACAGAGACAUUAAGGUCUGCAGCCGCCUUAACAAGCCAGCGUCUAUAUGACCUCAAAGACUGAAAAAAAUCGAUCGCCUGCUGUUCACACGUGUAAAGCAGCUGGUAGUGCCUUCAGUUUUCAUUGACGUUUCAUUAAAUCUGUGUUUACACUGCAGGAAUCAGGGUCGACAUGAAGAUCCUGAAACAUGAAGAACUUUCUGUAUCUAAAACCGUCUGUGACUUUUUAAAACCUGCAGCUGCAAACUAGUUUAUAUAGUUUUUGUGUACUGUGCUUUGACACAUCACAGAGCUUCAGAAGAAAUCCUGAAGUUCAGGACUUGUUGGACGUUUAUCCAGCAGGAAUUAGAGAUGACGAAUCCUCAUUAGGUUUGUCAUUUUUGACGUUGGCUUUUGAAACGUCAGCUGACUGAUCUGUCUCGUCUUUACAGGUCACAGAAGUUAGUCUAUAGAACUGAAUGUUUCAGGUGGAAACUCGCCUUAAAGUUCAAGCAAAGCUGGUGUGUUUGAAUGUCCCGAUCCAGUCUGAGUCAUUUAAUAUUUAAUGUCCGCAAAAUCCCAAUCUGAUACCAUUUUCCUGACAAUACACACUGAAGUGUUGUAGAUGAGCUGUACCACCUGGUUGUUAAUUACUGCUCAUUUUUACUGCCUGUUUUCGUCAGCAGAGGUGUUCAGUGUGAGUUCAGUUACUAAAUAAUUUCCUGUUUCUCCUUUUGUUAUCUUGUGUAUUUAUACUAGUUUACACCUGAUGCUGCAGUCAUGUGUUUUUGGUCUCUCUCCUGACAAGGCAGAUCAGUCAUCUGAAUGUAUCGUUGAUCUUUGUAUAUAUUUUGUAUAUUUUCUAAGUAGAGAUGAGUUUGUUAUUUGCUCCUGAUCCAAAUUCUUUAAUAUUUAGUAUUUGCAGAGUCCCAAUCUGAUACCAUUUUCCUGAAAAUACACACUUCAGGUAUUGUAGAUUAGCUGUAGUACCUGUGACAUCCAGCCAGUGUGAGACCCUAAAAUCAAUCUGAAACUAGUCUGUAACCAGUCCAUAAUCAGUUUAAAACCAGUACAACGCCAAAUCCGAAACUAGUUUAAAACCCACCUAAAACCUGUGCAACGCCAAGUCUAAAAGCAGCCUAUCCCAGUCCAAAACCAGUCCAUCACCAAGACCAGUUCAAAACCAGUCUAAAACUGGUCUAACACCAAGUCCAAUACAAAUUCCAAACCCUCUUA
Stegastes partitus (bicolor damselfish) is the source of this 1814-nucleotide messenger RNA. RefSeq lists its product as uncharacterized. Bases 198 to 539 code for a protein of 113 amino acids. Lineage: Eukaryota; Metazoa; Chordata; Actinopteri; Pomacentridae. The transcript is spliced from 5 exons. The record is from RefSeq and is a predicted model, not a curated record.